Nothobranchius furzeri (turquoise killifish) is the source of this 2200-nucleotide messenger RNA. Its product is annotated as delayed-rectifier potassium channel regulatory subunit KCNS2. Gene Ontology annotation, cellular component: voltage-gated potassium channel complex; membrane. Lineage: Eukaryota; Metazoa; Chordata; Actinopteri; Cyprinodontiformes; Nothobranchiidae. Gene Ontology annotation, molecular function: delayed rectifier potassium channel activity; protein binding. Gene Ontology annotation, biological process: protein homooligomerization; regulation of delayed rectifier potassium channel activity; potassium ion transmembrane transport. The record is from RefSeq and is a predicted model, not a curated record.
GAAAAAGCCGAAUAUUUUCCCUGAGACGUCGCGGCUGCUCACAGCUGACCGUUUUUUCCUCUCAGUUGGAAUAGGUCUGGACUUCAGUCACCGGGAACAAAACAUCUUCUGUUCUUCUCCGCUUCCUCAUUCUGGUUUGAAUCACUUUGUGGUGUUUUUUCUUGUUUUUGGUGUUUUGGAGAGACCGGAAGUGUGGAACUUGUGACAGCAGCAUGGGGUGAAUCUGAAGAUGUGGAUUUUAUUCCGGUGAUGAAGAAAGUGACAAAACUCAAGGAAGCUGUGUGGGAUUUCAUGUGUUAAAGGAGCAAUAUGCAAGAAUCCUAAAGUGAAAUGAUCACAAAAGUCUAAUGAAGCAGAAAUCACCAUGGUGAAGGAGAGCCUACCCAACUGGGUCCACCAGGACUCUGAUGAAGGUCUUGUCCACGUGAACGUUGGUGGUCUGAAGAGGAGCCUCUGUUCCAGCACGCUGAAGAAAUUCCCAGACACCAGACUGGGAAAACUGUUGGCGUGUGACUCAGAGGAGGACAUUCUGCAGGUGUGUGAUGAUUAUGACGUGCAGCAGAAGGAGUUUUAUUUUGACAGGAAUCCCGGCCUCUUCCCUUAUGUCCUCCACUUUUACCAGACUGGGAAACUUCACGUGAUGGAGGAGCUCUGUGUUUUCUCCUUCAGUCAGGAGAUUGAGUACUGGGGCAUCAAUGAGUUCUUCCUGGACACCUGCUGCAGUUACCGAUAUCACGACCGCAAGCUGGAGAGCAGCAAACACCGCAGCUGGGACGACGAGAGCGACGUCAGCAGCAUCGACACUUCGGUGGAUGAAAUAUCCGACUUAAACAAAGACAUGCAGCACUUCCAGGAGGUGCGUUAUGGGAACAUCAAGAAGUGUUUGUGGCUGACGCUGGAGAACCCAGGUUACUCCAUCCCCAGCAAGCUCUUCAGCCUGCUCUCCAUUGGAGUCGUGAUCACAUCCAUCACCACGAUGUGCAUCAACAGCAUCCCAGAGUAUCAGACUUUUGACUCUGAUGGGAAGUUGAUCGAAGACCCAACCACGCAGACUCUGGAGGUCUUCUGCAGCUGCUGGUUCACUUUUGAGGUUGUGACGCGGCUGCUGCUUACGCCAAACAGAAAGAAAUUCUUUCGCCACCCUCUGAACAUCAUCGACAUGGUAUCUGUGGUUCCCAUCUACAUCACCCUCGUCUUCGACUUGUUUGUGGGAUCGGAGUCUGAACUGGGAGACCUGGGACGACUUAUACAGGUGUUCAGGUUAAUGAGGAUCUUCAGAGUGUUGAAGUUGGCCCGACACUCGACCGGUCUGCGUUCGCUGGGAGCCACGCUUCGGCACAGUUACCGGGAAGUCGGGAUACUGCUGCUCUACCUGGGUGUCGGAGUGUCGGUCUUCUCAGGAAUCGCCUACACUGCUGAAUGUGAGGAGGACGUGGGUCUGGACACCAUCCCAGCCUGCUGGUGGUGGGGGACGGUGAGCAUGACCACGGUGGGUUACGGCGAUGUCGUUCCCGUUACGGUGGCCGGGAAGCUGGCGGCAAGCGGCUGCAUCCUGGGGGGCACUCUGGUGGUGGCUCUGCCCAUCACCAUCAUCUUCAACAAGUUCUCUCACUUCUACCGCCGGCAGAAAGCUCUGGAGGCCUCGGUGAGGAACAACAACCAGAAGAAUGUGAGGAUGAGCGAGCCAGAGGAGGAUGAAGAAUCUGACGGGGACAGCUGUUGCCUGGACGACGAUGAUAUUGAUGAUAUUGAGAAGGACGACAUAGAUUAUGAGGAUGAAGGAGGCGUGAUAAACUACAGUUAUGUGGAGCAUCCGACCUGCUCGUCAGUUAUUAGAAAAAAGGAGUUUUAUCAGCUGUAAAGAUCAGCUAAUCUUCAUCCACGCCACCUUCUGCCCGACUGAUGAGCUGCAACUCCGGGAACCGAACAAACUACAAGAACAAUACAUGACGAGAGUUUGGGAAGUUUGGAUGUCUAGCUUGUUAUUUAAGAACACUGAAACAUUUCCGGGCUUCCAUGAAAAACAUAUUUUAAUUUGGUGUUUUUUUGCUGUCAUUCGCUGUGCAUGUGGGCCAUUCCAGGGUGGACGUGAAAAUCAGAACACAGAAGCUGACUGAAUCAAAUCUGACACAAAAGUCAACAAACGACAUAGAAAGAUGUAGAAAGCAUGUUAAAAAAACAAUAAAAUAUACCAUAACAA